Molecule: messenger RNA, 414 nt
Organism: Dracunculus medinensis (Guinea worm)
Lineage: Eukaryota; Metazoa; Nematoda; Chromadorea; Rhabditida; Dracunculidae
Source: the annotation of a GenBank genome assembly
AAUCGUGCUGCGUUGUCGUUACUGGGUUAUUGCUAUUUUUAUACUCAAGAUUUCACAUUAGCUGCUGAAUGCUAUGAACAAUUAAUGCAGAAAUAUCCAUCAUAUGCAGAAUAUCGUUUGUAUUAUUCACAGGCCCUCUAUAAUGCUUCUUUAUUUCCUGAGGCAAUUGCGGUGAUAUCACAGGUAGAAGACCCAAAACUUGCUGGUCAAGUAAUUAAACUUAAAUCGGCAAUCAAAUAUCGCGAGGAGGAUUUAAACAACGCAAAAAUUCUUGUACAACAAUAUGAAGUUGGCGAUCCAGACACAGAAAUUAACCUCGCAUGUCUUGAUUAUAAGGUAAAUAUUAUUUUAAACCGUUUUUAUAUAUUUUUCUCACCGCUUUUGUAUCCUCUUAUUAUAAUUAAUAUAAUUUAG